Messenger RNA from Saccharomyces kudriavzevii IFO 1802, 927 nucleotides. It is a transcript of the gene RAD14, whose product is annotated as DNA repair protein RAD14. Bases 1 to 927 code for a protein of 308 amino acids. The transcript has a single exon. Gene Ontology annotation, molecular function: damaged DNA binding. The record is from RefSeq and is a predicted model, not a curated record. NCBI's taxonomy places the organism in Eukaryota, Fungi, Ascomycota, Saccharomycetes, Saccharomycetales, Saccharomycetaceae. Gene Ontology annotation, biological process: base-excision repair; nucleotide-excision repair, DNA damage recognition; UV-damage excision repair. Gene Ontology annotation, cellular component: nucleotide-excision repair factor 1 complex.
AUGCAUGCGGUAAACCAAAGUGAAAAAUCGUCUAUGCUUGCCAAUGCUGGUGCUGUCCCAUCUUAUGGUGACGGGAGUUCUGAUAAUAGUAACAGAGAUGCGGCAGUGCCGCAUAAGAGACCUUUAGAAAAAAUCAGGCCUAGUAUAAGGAGGCAAGACUACAUUGAAUAUGACUUUGCCACUAUGCAAAACUUGAACGGUGGUUACAUCAACCCUAAGGACAAGGUUCCGAACCCCGGUUUUGCUGAAGACGAAGAUGUUGAAUCUGAAUUUGGAUCUAAGAAGCAAAAGACACUACAAGACUGGAAAAGGGAACAAUUAGAGCGCAAAAUGCUGUAUGAGAAUGCUCCACCUCCAGAACAUAUCUCGAAAGCGCCGAAAUGUGUUGAAUGUCAUUUUAACAUUGAGAUGGACCCUGUUUUACAUGACAUAUUCAAGCUGCAGGUCUGCAAACAGUGUGCUAAAGAGCUUCCAGAGAAAUAUUCCCUGCUGACGAAGACAGAAUGCAAGGAAGACUAUUUUCUAACGGACCCCGAAUUGAACGAUGAAGAUCUCUUUCGCAGACUUGAAAAGCCAAAUCCUCAUUCUGGUACAUUUGCGAGGAUGCAAUUGUUUGUUAGAUGUGAAGUGGAGGCCUUUGCGUUCAAGAAGUGGGGUGGGGAAGACGGUUUGGACAAGGAAUGGCAGCGACGUGAAGAAGGAAAAUCUCAGAGGAGAGAGAAAAAAUACGAGAAGAAAAUCAAGGAAAUGCGACUGAAAACAAGAGCUCAAGAAUAUACCAACAGGCUAAGAGAGAAGAAGCACGGGAAAGCACAUAUCCAUCAUUUCAGUGCCCCCAUUGAUGGGGGAAUUGAUGAAGAUGGUUAUCAAAUUCAAAGGCGAAGAUGUACAGAUUGCGGGUUAGAAACUGAAGAAAUUGACAUUUAG